GGCUGCUGGAUUAGCUUUGGGGCUUUUUUUCUUAGUUUACUGCUGUUUUCUGGGUGGUGUUGGAGCUGAUGGAGUGAGUUGAUAACAGUACUAAAUUUCAUGGAAGUUUGUUAUGUUUAUUCCUUGGAGAGACACCUUAGUUGUGGGGUAGUUUGGCUUUGGAUCCACCUGUGUUUGUAACACUACUAAAUUUGAUGCACUGUUCUAUUUUGACAAAGCAUAAAUCUUGGGGAUUUAUAAAUUACUCUGAACUUGCAGUGGUGGUGUUAUAAUGGAUAGCCUUCCCGUUCAUUGUUCCAUAAAUUUCAUGAAGGCCUCAUUUGCCUGGGAGGAAACAUAAUGCUUUAGGAUUUAAAUUUGCAGUGAGAUCUAGAGAGGACCUUCUCUCCUCCCCUGUUUUGCCGUUUGGAGCAUGUUUGUGAUGGGCUUGAUGGCUGGGACUUUUAGGAGGACAGAAAUGAAAUUUUACAUCAUCCACCCCCACAUCAACUACAAAACAAACCAAGCAUAUACAUAAUACAUAUCCCCCCUUCUAAAGAAGCUAAACAAACCAAGUAACUAUGUGCGUAGGGUUGACCGCUGGCAUUAUUGUUACAUGUAAAGCUGUAAUAUUUGUCUUAAAUGGCUAACAAGGUUCAAGUCCCUACAAGAAACUCAGCACUUAUUGCUAUGAUUGCUGAUGAGGACACAAUAACUGGAUUUUUACUGGCUGGAGUUGGAAAUGUGGACUUGAGAAGGAAGACAAAUUACCUUAUUGUGGACUCAAAAACAACUGUUAAACAAAUUGAGGAAGCGUUCAAAGAGUUCACAACAAGAGAGGACAUUGCAAUUGUGAUGAUCAGUCAGUAUGUUGCAAACAUGAUAAGGUUUUUAGUGGAUAGCUACAACAAGCCAGUUCCAGCGAUAUUGGAGAUUCCUUCCAAGGACCAUCCUUAUGAUCCUACCCAUGAUUCAGUUCUUUCACGUGUGAAGUACCUCUUCUCUGCUGAAUCAGUGGCUUCUGGGAGGCGUUAAUUCUGUCUGUAGUUAUAUCAUGUUUCACACCAUUUCCCUUGUGUUGUGUCAUGUGUUUAUCCUGAAACACUUUUUUUGCUUGCUUAUCUUAAAUUCUUUUGAUGAAACACAUUUCAAGUUCGUUCUAGAUUGAAAUUCUGAAUAAGCUACUUUUAUCGAAAGCAGUUGUUGAAA
Messenger RNA from Rhododendron vialii, 1188 nucleotides. RefSeq names its product V-type proton ATPase subunit F. The record is from RefSeq and is a predicted model, not a curated record. The coding region runs from base 622 to 1014 and encodes 130 amino acids. Gene Ontology annotation, molecular function: proton-transporting ATPase activity, rotational mechanism. Gene Ontology annotation, cellular component: proton-transporting V-type ATPase, V1 domain; membrane. Lineage: Eukaryota; Viridiplantae; Streptophyta; Magnoliopsida; Ericales; Ericaceae. The transcript is spliced from 5 exons. Gene Ontology annotation, biological process: proton transmembrane transport.